AUGUUAAGUGUAUUGCCAAGAACCCCAUCUCCUUCCCCGUUUCUUCACAGCCCACAAACAAACUCCCAUUCCCUCUCCGCUUCAACAAUUCAUCUCUUUCAAUUUUCACACUCCAACAAAAAUUCCCUCAAUAAUUGUCUCCCAAACAAUCGCACCGAAAGGGGCUUAGAAUUCGACAUCGGAGGCACCUUCUUCCGCCAUGAAAGCGCCACCGGACGUGACUUGGGCGUCCUCGCCGCCGCGCUUUACCGGAAAUCCAAGGGCCACCUUCGGGUUCUCGACGCUUUGUGCGGUUGCGGCAUCCGGUCACUUCGGUACUUGGUAGAGGCCGAGGCUGAUUUUGUGUUGGCGAAUGACGCUAAUGAUGAAAAUCGGAGGGUUAUUGUGAAGAAUCUAUCGAGGGUUGCGGAAGAUUCUGGGGAUGCUCGACGGUGGAUGGUUACUAAUUGUGAUGCGAAUAGGGUUAUGACGGGGUUUUAUUUGCAGAAGGAUUUCUUUGAUUUUAUUGAUAUUGAUUCCUUUGGCAGUGAUUCGUCGUUUUUGAGGCCCGCUAUUAAUGCGUUGAAAUUGGAUGGAUUACUCUAUGUUACGUCGACGGAUGGCUUCUCUUCCGGCGGUCAUCGGCCUUCUCAAUCUUUAGCUGCAUAUGGAGCAUAUGUGCGUCCCAUGCCAUUUUCAAACGAAAUUGGUUUGCGAAUGCUAAUAGGUGGGGUUGCACGUGAAGCUUCUGUACUGGGUCACUAUGCUACACCACUCUUUUCGUAUUAUUCGUACCAUGGACCUGUUUUUAGAGUUAUGCUACGAAUCAAUCGUGGGAGGGUUUAUAAAAACAGGCAUUAUGGUUUCAUCAGCUAUUGCGAAAAAUGUGGAAAUUCACAAGCUUUUUCAUGGAGUGAGCUUGGACAGAUGAGCUGCCCUUGCAAUGAUUCAAGGGUUUCUGACUCACUUGUGGUUUCGGGACCUCUUUGGACUGGACCUCUACACAGUGCAGACUACAUUGAAAACAUGUUAUCCUUGGCCAAGCAAUGGAAAUGGAUAGGUAAUGGCCAGGGGAAGGAUCUUGAGAAACUUCUGGGGCAGAUGAUGGAUGAGAGUGACUCCAAAUUACCAGUAGGGUACAUCAAAAUGGACGAGGUGGCAAGCCGGGCAAAGGUAAAUUCACCUCCCCUCAAUACCAUGAUGAGCGAGAUGAUCAAGGCUGGAUAUGCUGCUAGUAGGUCUCAUAUUGCCUCAAAUGCAAUCAAGACAAACUGUCCUAUGGCAGAAUGCAUCAGAAUUGCUCUUGAACUGCAGCAGAAUUGUCUUGGUUUUCAUCAAGUCACAUGAAUGUCGUAGCGAUAGCUUUUGAAACUACAACUCUUCAUAGGCAAACGAGAACGAAAUAGUCAUGUACAUGAGAACAAAAUAUAAUCUCACGGUGGUCAUUGAAGCAGUUGAACUUUGAUUUCGAAGAACAAUAGCCAAGCGAAGCUCAAGUACAUGAUUUGAUAAAGGACCUGCCCACGCUUUAUGUAUACCUCUCAUUGAGCCAUUGUAAGAUGUUUUCUUCCUAGGCACCAAAAUGAAAUAUUAAUCUAAAGAAGUGUAGGCUGAUAGUAAAAUAUCUCUUCUCAAUUUUCAGUUGAACUUGCUGACAAGCUAACCUAAUAUAUAGGUUAAGGUUACAUUAUGAGUUUAGUACUUAAAAAGCACGUAAAAUUUUCGAUUUUGUAUGUAAUAGAAUAUUGUUAAAUUCGUCAAUUUAACGCUCCUUACAUGUUGACUAAAUUUGUAAGGACAAUGGGCGAAUUCGUAACGAGUAGGUUUAGUGUGUUUUUGCAAGUUGUUA
Benincasa hispida (wax gourd) is the source of this 1828-nucleotide messenger RNA. RefSeq names its product N2,N2-dimethylguanosine tRNA methyltransferase. Gene Ontology annotation, molecular function: RNA binding; tRNA (guanine) methyltransferase activity. The record is from RefSeq and is a predicted model, not a curated record. Gene Ontology annotation, biological process: tRNA N2-guanine methylation. NCBI's taxonomy places the organism in Eukaryota, Viridiplantae, Streptophyta, Magnoliopsida, Cucurbitales, Cucurbitaceae. Gene Ontology annotation, cellular component: nucleus.